Labrus mixtus (cuckoo wrasse) is the source of this 1390-nucleotide messenger RNA. Its product is annotated as carcinoembryonic antigen-related cell adhesion molecule 20-like. The transcript is spliced from 7 exons. The record is from RefSeq and is a predicted model, not a curated record. Lineage: Eukaryota; Metazoa; Chordata; Actinopteri; Labriformes; Labridae. The annotation marks the transcript as partial.
GAUCAACAGUCUCUACCUUCUAAGGAAUGCCUCGGCUCACUGCAGCUCCUCAAACAUGACCCAGACCCAAAACCACUCACUGAAGAGCUCAUAAAAAGUACGUGUGUUGCUGAGGGUAUCUUACCAGCUGGACCCCUGAGUGGCGCUGUGGCAGGCAAAGUGAAGUUCACCACCACCCUCAGACCUCCAGAGAGUCCCUUCCUCUCCGUCAGCUGGAGCUUCAAAGGGAUUAACAUCAUCACCUCCACCAGCACCAACAUCACUGAGCCCGGACACGCCAACAGGAUCUCAUUAGACCGAGCCACGGGCUCGCUGGAGCUCAGGAACCUGGUGUUGGAGGACAGCGGGGAGUACACAGUCACCAUCAUACCAGACGGGGGGCUGCAGAAACAGGGGAAGAUCACACUCAGUGUGUAUGUUUUGGUUUCUGGAGCCACCAUCCGCAGCCCAGCAGCCAUCUUGAUCGAAGACAAAAGCUCCACCAACCUGACCUGCGAGGCCUCAGGCUCCGUUAGCACCAGAGAGUGGAUGAAGGACGGCUGGCCUCUCCGUCAGAGUGACCGAGUCCGUCUCUCCUUAGACAACAGGACGGUGUUCAUACAACCUGUUCACAGCUCCAACCAUGGCACCUACCAGUGUCGAGUGAGCAACCCCGUCAGCACCAUGACCGUGGCUCAUAACCUCACUGUUAACUUUGGACCUCAUAACAUUUCAAUAUCCGGGCCGUCAGCAGCAGCCCCGGGCCACAGAGUGGCUUUACAGUGCACAGCAGACUCUGUCCCGCCAGCAAACUUCAGGUGGACGUUCAACGGCAACGAGACUCAUGUUAAAGACUCUGCUUACGUCAUAGAGAGGCUGGAGGAAGACAGCAUCGGGAAUUACACCUGCACUGCCAGAAACAUGGUGACCAUGCUGGAAAACUCCACAAAUCUGUACCUGAGAGCAUCCUGCACUGCCCUCUGCUGGUCCUUUUCAGUGCUGCUGAUCUGCUCGCUGGCCCUGAGAGGGUUAAUGUGAGAGAAAGUAGCAGAUUCCAGCCUCCCCGAUAAGUUUUGCUUGAAUAAAUUUAAUCAACCAAAAUGUGCUCUAGAAGCAAUUUAAUUGUGACCCCAGGGACUUUGAUACUUCAGCUUGACAAUAAUAAGACAAAGUAGAAAGUCUCACACAGGACUAACCGAUAAUCAAACCUGUUAAUGAUAUAAACUUUUGGAAAUCUAUGUCAGAAAUGUCACAAAGAGAAUAAAAGUGACAUCAUGAGUCACUAAAAAUUGUAUUCUAAUUGUAUUGCUCAGUAAACAUCAUACAGCUGGAUAAUCGACAUUCAAUGUGAGUGAUAUAUGCAUGUAUUUGUAUGAAAGAGUGACAAUAAACAUAUAUGUUUUAACAUUUA